This is a messenger RNA of Mesocricetus auratus (golden hamster), 2096 nucleotides long. It is a transcript of the gene Crls1, whose product is annotated as cardiolipin synthase 1. Gene Ontology annotation, biological process: cardiolipin biosynthetic process. The transcript is spliced from 7 exons. The coding region runs from base 182 to 1093 and encodes 303 amino acids. Gene Ontology annotation, cellular component: membrane; mitochondrion. The record is from RefSeq and is a predicted model, not a curated record. Gene Ontology annotation, molecular function: CDP-diacylglycerol-glycerol-3-phosphate 3-phosphatidyltransferase activity; cardiolipin synthase activity. Lineage: Eukaryota; Metazoa; Chordata; Mammalia; Rodentia; Cricetidae.
UGAAAGCGGCUUUCCUUGACGGUUCCGGGCCACCUGUAUAAGCGGGACGUCUGGAGUGUGGAAAUUAGUAUGGAGACAUCCUUGCGGCCUUGGCAUUGCUUAGUUUCUGUGGAGAAGCUGGCGGCGGGCGCCCGUGGCUGCUGAGUUCUCGACGCUUGGAGUCCCCGGCGGCCGCAAGGCCAUGCUGGCUUGGCGCGUGGCGCGCUGCGCGUGGGGGCCCCUUCGCGUGGCCCUCCGGCCGCCGGGGGCGCGGCUCGGCAGGGGCGGCUCCCGCAGGGCCCUGCUGCCGCCCGCGGCCUGCUGUCUGGGCUGCCUGGCCGAGCGCUGGCGGCUGCGCCCGGCCGCGUUCGCCUUGCGGCUGCCCGGCGCCGGCCCGCGGAACCACUGCUCGGGCGCGGGGAAGGCGGCGACCCCGGGGCCGGCGGCCGGAGGAGGCGCUACCGCGCAGGCCCCGGGCGCCCGGUGGGUCCCGGCGAGCGCCGCCAGCUCGUAUGAAAAUCCAUGGACAAUCCCAAAUAUGUUGUCGAUGACAAGAAUUGGCUUGGCCCCUGUGUUGGGCUAUCUGAUUCUUGAAGAAGAUUUUAAUAUUGCGCUAGGUGUUUUUGCUUUAGCUGGGCUAACAGAUUUGUUGGAUGGAUUUAUUGCUCGAAACUGGGCCAAUCAAAAAUCAGCUUUGGGAAGUGCUCUUGAUCCACUUGCUGAUAAAGUUCUUAUCAGCAUCUUAUAUGUUAGCUUGACCUAUGCAGAUCUUAUUCCAGUUCCACUCACUUACAUGAUAAUUUCAAGAGAUGUAAUGUUGAUCGCUGCAGUGUUUUAUGUCAGAUACCGAACUCUGCCAACACCGCGAACACUAGCUAAGUACUUCAAUCCUUGCUAUGCUACUGCUAGAUUAAAACCCACAUUCAUCAGCAAGGUAAAUACAGCAGUCCAGUUAAUUUUGGUGGCAGCUUCUUUGGCAGCUCCAGUUUUCAAUUAUGCUGACAGCAUUUAUCUUCAGAUACUAUGGUGUUGUACAGCCUUCACUACAGCUGCGUCAGCAUACAGUUAUUAUCACUAUGGUCGGAAAACUGUUCAGGUGAUAAACGGCAAAUGAGAGGCACUCAGCUCCUGCAGCAAGGAAGCGACUCGCAUCAUCGGCAGCAGCGCCAGCGAAAGCUACAGGACUUUCCCCAUCUUGGUGUUCAGCUUGAGAAAGGACUUGUCAGACAAACCAUGUCUUCAAACCGAAGUAAUGUACAUCGAAAAUAAGCUCUAUCAUGGGCCUAUGCAGAAUUUCCAGUGUAUUUUUAAAUACAAAUAAAACUAUAAUGUAGAAUUUUUAAUCUUAGUUUUUUGAUUAAUUUGUGAGAUGAAUUAUUCUAGUUAUUGUCCUUUUUUAAAAAUUUGAAAAACAUAGUUGAUAGCGUUGAAACAGGAAAGCAAGAGGGAUUUCCUGAGAUUAGAUAUAUACCCUACACAGCGAGCCUAUGCAUUUUUAUGUUUGAAUUUUAAAUCUAUAAACACAUUAACAGUUGAUGUGGCUAAUAUUUGACCAUUUGAGAAGCUGAAAAUAAACUUAGCUGUGGGGAGGGUAGAGGUGUACAGAGCCUUAAAAUGCAGUGAGUUUAGAAAAUAAAAAAGGAAGUCGGGCAUUGGUGGCGCAUGCCUUUAAUCCCAGCACUCGGGAGGCAGAGGCAGGUGGAUCUUGUGAGUUCAAGGCCAGCCUGGUCUACAGAGUGAGUUCUAGGACAACCUUCAGAGCAGUACAGAGAAACUCUGUCUCGAUAAACCAAAAAAGAAAAAAGGUCAAAAUAAAAUAGAUGGUCUUGAAGUUCAUCAGUAGUCUUCCAGCCUCUCAGGUGCCAAAUAGUUUAUGUUUCGGGAUAAUAGACAACAUGCGAGUCAGAGUAGGAGAACAUGUAAUAAUAGGCUUUGUAUCUUAAAGGCAGAGAAUUACAUCAUGCCUUCCCACUGUUUCUAAUGUGAUGUUUGUAUGAUAUUGGAACCUGUACUCAUAUGUCAUGUAAAUAAUAUAAAACUAUAUUUUUCAGAGUUUUUUUUAACUUUGGGGGAUCUUCUGUUGUUAACUCAAUAAAAGAAUAAAAGAGCUGGAAAAA